GGGCUGGAUGUCUGGGAGUACCGCGACGAGCUUGCGCGGUCCGACUCGAACUUGGCGGAAAUACGGUCGGACCUCCAGGAGAUCCGCGUCCGUAGCUUCGAUAUCCAGGAAACUCUGCAGAAGGAGGCGACUGGGCACUUUCCAAGCGCCUCGGCUCACCGCAUCGCUCUGGAGGCCAGGGCAGAAAAGAAUGCUGAAGACAGGCUGCUGCAGGCGAUGAGGCUUGUGGACAAAGAUCGCCACAUCGCCCAAGGAGGAAGAGGCCUGCGGCAGCUGGUCGCGAACUCGACUGCGAACUCCACUGGGAAUGGGCAGGCGUCAGCGCAAUCCGGCAUCACUUGCCGCGACGGCCGCGCCUGCAGCGCGUUGGACAG
Molecule: messenger RNA, 374 nt
Organism: Symbiodinium sp. CCMP2456
Lineage: Eukaryota; Dinophyceae; Suessiales; Symbiodiniaceae
Source: the annotation of a GenBank genome assembly